Molecule: messenger RNA, 1041 nt
Organism: Alosa sapidissima (American shad)
Lineage: Eukaryota; Metazoa; Chordata; Actinopteri; Clupeiformes; Clupeidae
Product: testis-expressed protein 47-like
Exons: 6
Coding region: 3-782 (259 amino acids)
Molecular function (GO): FAD binding; blue light photoreceptor activity
Source: RefSeq, a predicted model, not a curated record
CUAUGCAACAUUUCUUCAUGGCUGGAAAUCGGCUUGCAAACGGUUUGCCAUCAGGCGUUAACCAGUAUUUUAAUACAUAUAAAAACUCACUUUUUGCUGAAGUAGAAAAACAAAAAUUUCCAUACAAGAAAUUUUUUAUUCAUAGGUUGGUCUAUAUCGCAAAAUUAAACAGUGAUGAGCAUACAAUUGCAGGCCAUUAUGAGCAAUUUGUAGCUAAGAUACAGAAAAAUAACCAACCUGAAGGGAUCACUGGCCUUCUGCUUAUAUACCCUGAAUACAUAGUCCAUUUGAUAGAGACAUCAUCAGAGAUCCUGGCACUACUUUUGAAAGACCUGUGUGAUGUGGAGCAACGUGGAAACCCUCUGCUGAAGGACACAAGGGUACUGGUGGUCUCACACUGUUUGUUCAGCCGUGUGUUCACCUCCUGGGCUCCACAAAUCCUCACCAUGACCCUUAGUCUGCAAGAUAGCGAAACACAGAUUGAGCCUGAAGAACUGCUUGCCCAGAUUUAUAAACUGUGCAUCUCCAUCCAGAAAACCAAGGAUUGUAAGUCAGAGAUGCUGGAAGAACGGGCUGUCUUAAUGGUGGAGGAGGCAGUGCGCCACAUGUGUCAGAGUGCUGUCUUGCGUUCGCCCUCCGAGUUCCUGCAAGUUUACGGCAAGCCCAUCAACAUCCUCAUGGACUCAGGUUGGAGCACAAUGAUGGGCACUAGCCCAGGUCUUGGAGAUAUUUCCUCCAAGACAGUUGACAUAUCUUCAUGGAAUUUUAAGAACUUGACUUAAAGGCAAUUUUAUUUCGGUCAAGACCAGUAACAGUCCAUUAUAACAUUUAAGGAUUAGGGCUUGUUUACUGCAGUCUCUCAAAUUAGUUUUGUAGUGGAGUAGUGAAACACUGAUCGUCUAUCUGAUCUUCACCAGAAAUUGUGUGGCCAACCCAUAGUCGACUCUACUGGUAGACGGCAAUCUCAGAAGAAAGAGUCAAGAGACAGAAUUGUAUUGCUUGUAAGUUUACACUACCGAUUAAAUAAAGGCAACAAACACA